Molecule: messenger RNA, 2405 nt
Organism: Yamadazyma tenuis ATCC 10573
Lineage: Eukaryota; Fungi; Ascomycota; Pichiomycetes; Serinales; Debaryomycetaceae
Source: RefSeq, a predicted model, not a curated record
UGCCACUCAGACUGUUUGUGACUAGUACAAAUACAAGAUACAAAGCAGGUAAAUAGUCAACAUUGAGCAACACCGGUGUAUUCUGUUUACUACACCAUUUCCAUAGUCAACACAAACUUUUGAACUCCGGUUGAAUACAGUUUCUACAAUGGAAGAGCUCGGAAUUAUUGAUUCGUCAUCCGUGCAAGCCCAGUUUUCUCCUGUUGGUAAAUUGAAUCCCAAGUUAUCCAACUACGAUGAUAACUCCGACGUUUACUUGAAGUUGAAGAAGUUGGAAAAAGAAUUGGAUUUGCUCAAGUUACAAGAAGAUUAUAUUAAGGAUGAACAGCGUCACUUGAAGAGAGAAUUGAUAAGAGCCCAGGAAGAAGUAAAGAGAAUCAAAUCAGUCCCUUUGGUUAUUGGCCAGUUCUUGGAACCUAUUGAUGAAAAUACUGGUAUUGUAUCGUCAACUACAGGUUCGAAUUACGUGGUGAGAAUAUUAUCUACUUUGGAUAGAGAGUUAUUAAAACCUUCUUCUUCGGUAGCUUUGCAUCGUCACUCUAAUGCCUUGGUUGAUAUUUUACCUCCAGAAGCUGACUCUUCUAUUUCUAUUGUGAGUGAUGACAAGAAACCUGACGUCACAUACGCUGACGUUGGUGGUCUAGAUAUGCAAAAACAAGAGAUCAGAGAAGCUGUUGAGUUACCAUUGACACAAGGUGAUUUAUACACUCAAAUUGGCAUUGACCCUCCAAGAGGAGUGUUGUUGUAUGGACCUCCUGGUACUGGUAAAACAAUGUUGGUUAAGGCAGUUGCCAACUCUUCGACUGCUUCAUUUAUCCGUAUUAAUGGUUCAGAAUUUGUCCAGAAAUACUUGGGUGAAGGUCCAAGAAUGGUAAGAGACGUUUUUCGAUUAGCCAGAGAAAACUCUCCAGCUAUUAUUUUUAUUGAUGAGAUCGAUGCCAUUGCCACUAAAAGAUUCGAUGCCCAAACCGGAGCCGAUAGAGAAGUUCAAAGAAUAUUGUUGGAAUUAUUAAAUCAAAUGGAUGGUUUCGACCAAACCUCCACCGUCAAAGUCAUCAUGGCCACUAAUAGAGCUGAUACAUUGGACCCAGCUUUAUUGAGGCCUGGAAGAUUGGAUAGAAAGAUUGAAUUCCCUAAUUUGAAAGAUAGAAGAGAAAGAAGGUUGAUUUUUUCUACUAUUGCCUCCAAGAUGGCAUUGGCUCCAGAAGCUGAUUUGGACUCAUUGAUUAUAAGAAACGACCCAUUGUCAGGCUCAGUGAUUGCCGCAAUCAUGCAAGAAGCUGGUUUGAGGGCAGUGAGAAAGAAUAGAUACAUGAUUUUGCAAAGUGAUUUAGAAGAAGCUUACACAGCCCAAGUCAAGACUGGCUCUGAACAAGACAAAUUUGAUUUCUAUAAAUGAUUGCAAUGCCGAUAAAUAAAUAAUACGAUUCAAGUACACUUUAUACACUUUAAAUAAUUUCGUAGAUUCCUAACCCUGGGGCCAAGCACUCUAGUGAUUCAAAGUUCAAAUGGUCCAAGUCUAAGUGAUAAGAGUAUUUCCAAAUCAUUUGCAACGAAGAUGAUUCGAAAUCGCAGUUGAUCGAAGCAACUGGUGCUACCAACAUGAGCUUUUUGUUGGUGCUUUGAACCCCCUUUAUGAUAUCAUAUAUGUCUUUCUGGUCACUUCCCAUUGCAUCAAUAAUUAAAUUAUCAUAUUUCUUCAAAAGACUUGUGUUAAAUUGUUCCAAGGUGACCAUUAUGGUGGAGUAUUUGGGGCUUCCGAGAAGCCAAGUUGGUGGUGAAUAAGUUCUCCACCAUAUUUGUACAAACUUCUCAUUUUGAAGUACCAAAUUCGCAUGAGAAUAGUCAAGUGCUGGAAUGACACCACCUUGGUGUAAAAUUCCCAUUAAUAAGCACAUUACUAUGUUAAACAAGUACCAUAAAACAAUAAUACUAGUGGCAAAAUUGGAAGACCUAGUCAACACCUUAUCUGGCUUAAGGUUAUUCUCGUUCGAAAUAAUCUUUUCUUUAAUCUCUUCACUUUCGGUGUCCACACCCAUUAUUCUGCUGAAAUCAAUACAGCAGCUAGCAAUUGGUAAUAAGGGCAUAAGAAACCGCAACUCCUGGUGUGGCACAAACGAAAGGAUCGUCAAACCACUAACAAAAGAUAGAAAUGGUACCGUUCUGUAGUAAUUAUUUCUACCCUUAUAAAAGAGCACACAUAAAAGUGGUCCAAAAACCUGGGGAAGAUUUAUUAAGACAUGGGUGUAAAAUGGAUGAAUGCCAUGUAAUGCCAAGUUUUUAUAGCUUGAGUUAUAUAUCAAGUUAUUCAAUGGGGUUAUCACCAACUCCCUGGGUGAGGAUACUAGCACUAUAUGCUUGAACUCAUAGGUAUCAAUGAAAAUGAAAAGUGUGGUAGGAAUCAU